This is a messenger RNA of Eruca vesicaria subsp. sativa (arugula), 985 nucleotides long. NCBI's taxonomy places the organism in Eukaryota, Viridiplantae, Streptophyta, Magnoliopsida, Brassicales, Brassicaceae. The record is from the annotation of a GenBank genome assembly.
AUUCCUUUUCCAUUUCCUUCUCUUAAUUCAAAAUCUCGUAUCUUCAAUCUCAGAUUCUUUCUAAGAUUCACCCAAUCUUUUAAUUUUUCUCUUUUCUACAGUUUAAUCUAUCUUAGAUUUUGCGAGUUAUGGCGUUGCCAAAGGGAGAAUUUGAGAUUAGUCUCAGUCGCGGUAAGCUUCACGGCGAUGAAGAAGAAGGUGUAAGACUAGGGUUCGUGAGGUUCACUCGAGGAUUGGGGAGCAAAAGGAUUCUGUUUUCGAAAUUGAAUCAAGAAACCCUCUCGAAUUCUGAUGAAUUUGAUUCGCCACUGGUGAAGAGGUCUAAGACAGAACCUAAUAACUCUUUGCUUGAGUCUCUGCAUCAAGAUAUUUUGGUAAGUUUUCUAUUUCAAAAAUCUCAUUUCUCUGUAGUUUUUUCCGAUUUUGAUUCUUAUAUUAAAUUAAUUUCUCAGAUUCGAGUACUUUGUCAUGUUGAUCACGACGACCUAGCGAGACUCAAACGUGUCUCUAAAACAAUUAGAAAUGCUGUAUUAGAAGCAAAGAAGUCACAUUUUGAUUUUAGCACACCAAGAAAGACUCUGCCUUUUCGAGACCCAAUAUCAAUCCUCGAGAAAGAUUCGAGUUUGAGUGAUAGAGAUGAUGCAAUUGAACCUCCUAAUGCACCAAUUCAAAGGAGGAAGCUUAACAGUCGAUCUGAUUUGUCCAGGAUCUCUAUGGUUUUGUUUAAGUGAAGAGGUAAUAUAACAAGAAGGAUUAGCGGCUAAUUUGUGCAGAGAUGUGAAGAAGACAAGAACCAAAGAGUGUUUUGCUUUUGCUUCAAUUUUUUUUUAUCACUGAAGCUCUUUUUAAGGUUUAUUAUAUUUACUGAUCAUGUGAAUAUAACAAUUAUUUGCAGAGUUUGUAAGGUUUAAAAGUAUUAUUUUGUGAAUAGUUCUUUCGGGUUGUGAUCAGAGUAUCCUAAGUAUUUGUUUUUGUCCUUUCCAUC